UCUCUCUUUCUCUCUGAAUCUGACCCACGCAGAGAAAUCGACAUAAGCGUCUCUUUUCUUCUGCUUCUUCUUGGUCUUCUUCAGUCUCCAUGGAGCCUCCGCCUCCGCACGUACUGAUAUUCCCGUACCCGGCGCAGGGCCACAUGCUUGCGCACCUCGACCUCGCCCACCAGCUCUCCCUCCGCGGCCUCACCCUCACCGUGUUGGUCACUCCCAAGAACCUCCCCCUCCUCGCCCCUCUCCUCUCCGCCCACCCCUCCGUCCAGCCCCUCGUCCUCCCCUUCCCUCCCCACCCCAAGCUCCCCCCGGGGGUCGAGAACGUCCGCGACAUCGGCAACGCCGGCAACGUCCACAUCAUCUCCGCCCUCUCCGCGCUCCGCCUCCCCCUCUCCCGGUGGUUCGCCUCCCACCCCAACCCCCCCGUUGCCAUCUUCUCCGACUUCUUCCUCGGCUGGACCCAGGACUUGGCCGCCGAGCUCGGCAUCCCCCGGAUCGCCUUCUUCUCCGUCGCCGCGUUCUUCACGCUGGUCAUCGACUCCUGCUGGCGGAACAUGGAGAGCGUGAGGAGGGCUAGCACCGAGGCCGUGGAGCUCUCCGAUGUGCCCGGAGCGCCGUCGUUCCGGGAGGAGCACCUGCCGUCCAUAUUCCGCCUCUACAAGGAGUCCGACCCGGACUGGGAGAUUGUUAAGAGGAGCAUGUUGGGGAAUAUGGACUCUUGGGGUUGCGUGUUCAAUACGCUCGAUCACUCGGAAGGCCAGUAUUUGGAGCACCUGCGGCGGAAAAUGGGCCACCGGCGGGUUUACAGCGUUGGCCCGCUGAAUCUGAUCGGGCUCAAUGACGCCUUGGGCAGGGGAGACCUCGGCGGCGCCGGCACGGGACCAGGCAGCGACGUCCUGGGCUGGCUCGACGGGUGCCCCGACGGGUCGGUCCUCUACGUGUGCUUCGGCAGCCAGAAGCUGAUGACCAAAGAGCAGAUGGAGGCCUUGGCGUCCGGGCUCGAGAGGAGCGGGGCCCGGUUCGUGUGGGUAGUCAAGACCCCCACGGCCGAGCAGGCGGAGGAAGGGUAUGGCGCCGUCCCGGACGGCUUCGAGGCCCUGUUGGCGGGCCGGGGAAAGGUCGUGACGGGGUGGGCCCCACAGGUGCCUAUACUGCGCCACCGGGCGGUGGGCGGGUUCCUGAGCCACUGCGGGUGGAACUCGGUCCAGGAGGCGGCGGUGGCGGGGAAGAUGGUGCUGGCAUGGCCGAUGGAGGCGGACCAGUUCGUGAACGCGCGGCUGCUGGUGGAGGACAUGGGCGUGGCGGUGAGGGCGUGCGAAGGGGCGCGCACGGUGCCGGACCCAGAGGAGCUGGGCCGGGCGAUCGAGGGGUCGAUGAGGGAGGGCUUGCCGGAGCGGGCGAGGGUGCGGGAGCUGCGGAGGAAGGCGGUGGAGGCGGUGGAGCCCGGUGGUGGGAGCUCCUGGAGAGGCUUGGACGAAUUCGUGAAGGAGUUGGGCCGACUGCAAAAUCAACGAACCGUUUAGUAUUGAGUUGUAUGAUCAAAUUAAACUUAGUU
Molecule: messenger RNA, 1552 nt
Organism: Rhodamnia argentea
Lineage: Eukaryota; Viridiplantae; Streptophyta; Magnoliopsida; Myrtales; Myrtaceae
Product: UDP-glycosyltransferase 89A2-like
Exons: 2
Coding region: 90-1520 (476 amino acids)
Molecular function (GO): UDP-glycosyltransferase activity
Source: RefSeq, a predicted model, not a curated record